Drosophila serrata is the source of this 1008-nucleotide messenger RNA. RefSeq lists its product as uncharacterized. The record is from RefSeq and is a predicted model, not a curated record. Lineage: Eukaryota; Metazoa; Arthropoda; Insecta; Diptera; Drosophilidae.
CGGAUACAUCUGUUAGAAUUCAGUGUUCGAUCGCAUUGGUGGUUGAACACACACCUACCUCCUGAAUUCUUUCUUCCAAAUUCCCUUCGAAAUUUCCAGUUCCAAAUUUCAGUUUUUAAUUUAGGACAACAAAAAAAUUUUAUCGUGGCAAAAUGUUUAAGAAAACCGCAGUAAUUCUCGGCAAGUGCACACGGGACUGCAUUCGCAGUCGCUGCAUGUAUCCCAACUCCCUGCUGCGAUGGCACCAUUUGGCCAUCCUCCAGGAGAAAUUCGCUGGUAACUUGGAAUCCAAGCAGGAAUACCUAAAGGCUCUGCCUAACUUGAGAAAUACAGCCAUCCCUUGCGAUGAUCAACCGACUGUGGAGAAUAGCUCCAUCGGAGAAAUCUGUGUCCAGGACGAGGAAUGUGCAGACCUGAUCAAUCCGAUGGAACGCAGAUACCUCAACGAUCUGGAGCUUCAACAGGCACAAAGAAACUGGGAGACUCGUUGGUUAAAGGACGAGAUGGAUCUGGAGGAACUUGAAACUCUAACCAAUCAGGUAACCAUGUCUGCAGGAGGGAAUAAAUCCGGUAAGGAUUCUUGCAAUAAGGAAGGUUCGGGAAAAAAAAAGAAUUCGAGCGAGAAAGGUUCAGGCAAGGAAGGAGGCAUGAAAAAGGGUGCCGGCAAAAAAGAAGAUGCGGCCAAGAAAGAGGCCGAAGCAAAGAAAAAGUGCGAUGAAAUGGCACAGAAGGAAAAAUGCGACAAGAUGGCCAAAGAUGAGAAGGCCAAGAAAGAUUCCGGCAAAAAGGAGACAAGAAGAAAGAUUCGGGCAAGGACGGAGACAAGAAGAAAGAUUCAGGCGAAGAUGGAAAAGGUAAAGAUUCAGGCACAGGAGAAAACAAAAAAGGUGCCGGCGAGAAAGAUGCGGCCAAGAAAGAAGCCGAAGCAAAGAAUAAGUGUGAAGAAAUAGCCUUAAAGGAUAAAUGUGCGAAGAUGGCCAAAGAAGAGAAGGCCAAGAAAGAAGAUGC